Messenger RNA from Oryctolagus cuniculus (rabbit), 1310 nucleotides. Lineage: Eukaryota; Metazoa; Chordata; Mammalia; Lagomorpha; Leporidae. The record is from RefSeq and is a predicted model, not a curated record.
GGCCUCGCGCGCUUCGCGCCUGCUCUCGCUUGGUGGCGGGCGUUUGGCACCGAGCGGGCCCCCGCCGUAGGUGGCGACCGACCAGGUCUGCAGGGGCUCGCCCAGCACCGGCCCCCGGGGGCAGGAGCGUCUAUCACCUCUGCCUAACGCACCAGUAAGACCAUUUGGAUCUGCAGUUUUCUUCCUGGAAAGCUUUGGAGACUCGAAACUCAAUAUCAAGUUGCGGGCAGGGUUGAUUUCCCGUGAGCUCUCUCCUUGGAUUGGGAGUGGCUGCCUUCUCGCCAUAUCCGCAUACGGAGGUCAUACGAGGUCAUAUUGCUGUCCGUGUCCCCAGGCUUCCGUCUGGAACCCUAAGCUCCUGGAUGUACUUGUGUGCGACCCCCCUCCCGCCCCCGGCUCAGCGCCUGCUGCUGGCAGAGGGAAAGCCCGGGACCCCUCUGGCCGUCCCCAGGGAAGCCGCUGGACCUGCCUGCGGUGCUGACGCAGCUGCGGGAGCCCCGUUUCCCACACUCUGGCAGACAUGGUGCGUGUCGGACGGCUCGCUUUUGCCUUUUUGAUUGACUCGUUUACGUGGCCGGCCGGGAAGGCCACAUGCUCAAAGUGCUCUCUUACAUCAGUGUCAGGCGCCUGACCCCAGCCCCUGCCAUCAUCUUUUACGGGAUCGUUGCGACCAUUUAUAUCAUUCCUGGUGACAUAAACUCCCUCGUCAAUUACUUCAGUUUUGCCACAUGGCUGUUUUAUGGCCUGACGAUUCUAGGACUCAUCGUGAUGAGGUUUACAAGGAAAGAACUGGAAAGGCCCAUCAAGGUGCCCAUCUUCAUCCCCAUCCUGGUGACCUUCAUAGCUGCGUUUUUGGUCCUGGCCCCAGUCAUCACUAACCCAGCGUGGGAGUAUCUCUACUGCGUGUUAUUUAUCCUGAGCGGCCUUGUAUUUUACUUCCUUUUCGUCUACUACAAGUUUGAAUGGGCUCAGAAAAUCUCAAAGCCCAUCACCAUGCACCUCCAGAUGCUCAUGGAAGUUGUGCCGCCGGAGCCAGACCCCAAGUGACAAGUUUGUGUCUUGUAACCAACUCAAAGCUGUGAGGAGUUUAUUUUUGUAAGCAGUAUUUGUGGUAUUUCUUCCUGAUUUUUUUCUUAAGAAGAAUUGUAUCAGAUGCUUAUGUAAUAUUAUUUUUGGUAUCCUUAAUUGUCUGGGUGGGUUCCAGGCGUGUACGGUGACCCCGGCAGGUGCAGCCAUGGCCCAGCGGCUGCUGUGUGCCUGCCCGAGGGACACAACACGCUCCCGCGAAUAAAGCGCAUUCCUGCAUCGCC